GAAAAAAUUAUCAUUUUCAACACAUUUUUCCAAAGUUUUUAUUUUUCACGGAAAAAUGUUGAAAUCUUUCGUAAUUUUAAGCAUCUUAGCAUUAAGUUUAGUCAAUGGAUUGUACGAAGAUCAAAUUGGAAAGUUUGAUUGGAAACAAUCAUUUAUUGGUAUUGCAAAGUCUGCACAUUUCGGAGAUGGAGACAAAAUAGCUGUAACAACGGAGGAAAACACUUUUGCUGUUUUGUCGGCGAAAAAUGGAGAAAUUCUCAGUCGUCAAGUGUACGAAAGCGAUUCUCGGGGAGAAAUUUUACUUCUUGCCGGCAAUACAGCUGCUACGGGAAGUCAUUUAACUCGCGAUUACGACACAAUUACCGUCUCGGGAAGAAAUCCUUCGAUCAUUCGGGGAUGGAAUGCCGAGAAUUCAGCUCUCGAAUUUGAAUGGUCUCUGAAUUUGUUGAAUGCGGAUGCCGCCCCGAACGUUAUGUGGUUUUACAAUAAGCAUUUUCUGUAUCACGUCAUUCCCGUAUGGGGCUCGCAUGUCGAAGUUGCUGGAUAUAUUGCGAAUAGCGGACAAUCGACGAAACAAACUGCAACGAAAAUCACGACGCCAUGGAGUCGAAAGGAAAACUGUUUGCUCGUCGAGCAAUAUUUUGUGUGUCAUGUGAAAAAUCAAGUUUUAGUGUUGGAUUUGAUUGCUGACGGUUCAAAUAAUAUCAAAACUGUUGCUGUUGAUGUUUCUGAUGCUCAAAUUGAACGAGUUAAUGGAGGUUUAGCUGCUGUUCGUGUUGGAAAUCAGGUCGUUUUGUUGGCAGAAAAGACUGUAGUCAAGACAAAAAUGCCAAAUCCAUCGUCAGUGUUUGCCGAAGCAAGUUUGGGAGAUAACGGAGCCUUGAUUGAAAUCCUUAAUGAAGAAGCCAACGUAAAAAUUGUCACAACAGACCUUCAAACGAACAAACAAAUUGAAGAAUUAUCAACAACAGCUUCUUAUCCGAAAACAUUGGGAGCUCCAAAGAUUCUUGCUGCAAAAUGUAGAAGCGGAAAUCAACCAAUUUGUCGAUUGUUAGUGAAAUCUGAGGAUGGAGCUCUUGUUCUUUUGCAACAAGGCAAAAUAAAAUGGACUCGCGAAGAAUCCUUAACGAACAUUGAUUCCGUGGAAUUUGUUGACUUGACUUUAUCUGAUGCUGAAGGAGAAUUAGAAGAAGAAUUAACCAACAAGAAUAGGGACUUUUAUGGAGCUUUUGUUCGUCGUAUCGCAGGUCAAAUAACCCAUGCUAAAAAUAUCUUCUUACAUGUCGUUGGAGGAGGUCCUGCGCCAUCAGCUUCUCAAAAAGCGGGCUUAGUUCGUGAUGAUUUUGGACUUCACAAAAUCAUUAUUAUCGUAACGAAAACAGGAAAAGUUUAUGGAGUCGAUAAUUUAUCCGGAAAAUUCCAUUGGAUCAAAUAUUUGCCUCAUAUGCAAGGAUUUAACGAAGAACAAGGCUUACAAUUGCUUGUACAAAGAACCUCCAAAUAUUAUCCGCUUCCUGCGCAAUGUGCUGUUAUUGGAAAAGACAAAACCACGGGCAAUGGAGUAAUCUUCCAAUUCAAUCCGAUUACGGGACAAUCGCUUAAUGGAGGAGAUGGCGUUACAAAACUCACGUAUCCAAUUCAACAAAUUGCAUUGUUACCAAAAUUGAAUGAAGAUUCACUCAAAGGCUUAUUGUUGUUGGAUAAUAAUAAUCAUGUGCAUGCGUUACCUGAAUCUACAGCUAAAUUCGCUGAUGGGCUUUAUCUUUACACAGCAGAUCGUAAUACGGGAGCGAUGUCGGGUUAUUUUGUGCAGUUCAGUAAUAAUAAAUUACAAACAAUUCCAACAUGGAAACUUCAUGUCGGAAGUAUUGCUCGUCAACAAAAAAUAAUCAAAAUUGCUUCUAAAAAUCCAAUUGAGCAUGUUCAUUCUCAGGGACGUGUUUUGGCAGAUCGUUCUGUGUUGUACAAAUAUCUAAAUCCUAAUUUGGUUGCUGUUGUUACGCAAGGAAUAGAUCCUAUUCAUAAAUAUAUUUUGAACGUACAUUUGGUUGAUGUUGUUUCCGGAGCAAUUAUUUUCUCAAUGACACAUCGUCGAGCAAAGGGACCUGUGAAUAUUGUUCAUUCGGAAAAUUGGCUAACAUACUCGUUCUACAAUGAAAAAGUUCGUCGCACGGAAAUUACUUCAAUUGAACUGUAUGAAGGCAAAACACAAGCUAACAGUACUGUUUGGAGUUCUUUGGGAGCUCCUCCAUUACCGCUUGUCGAACGUCAAACGUACAUUUUCCCCGCAAAUGUUGCCGUAAUGAAAGAAACAAUCACUGAAAAGGGCAUCACGAACAAACAUGUUUUGUUUGGCAUCUCAUCAGGACACAUUUUGGAAAUGUCAUGGCAUUUACUCGAUCCUCGUCGACCUUCGACAAAUCCUGAACGUGCGCGAGAAGAAGGCUUAAUUCCUUACAUUCCUGAAUUGCCGAUUCAACAAGAUGCGAUUGUCAACUACAACCAAACAAUUGAACGUUUAAAGGGAAUUCACACAGCGCCAAGUGGUCUUGAAUCAACGUGCCUGAUGAUCGGAUAUGGCUUGGAUUUGUUCGUAACUCGAGUUGCGCCUUCGAAAACUUUUGAUUUGCUGAAGGAAGAUUUCGAUUAUUUCCUUAUCACGGCAGUUCUGACAGCACUCAUCGUUGCUUCUUAUAUUACGAAGCAGCUUGCGUCGCGAAAACUCAUAAAACAAGCAUGGAAAUAGGGAAUUUUUGAAAAAAAAAAGACUUUUUUGUAGUUAAGGGAACAUCUUGACUAAAUAGAUAAAAUAAAAAAUUAAUAAAUAAAUUUGAACCAAAUUAAA
Culicoides brevitarsis is the source of this 2845-nucleotide messenger RNA. It is a transcript of the gene EMC1, whose product is annotated as ER membrane protein complex subunit 1. The coding region runs from base 56 to 2746 and encodes 896 amino acids. The record is from RefSeq and is a predicted model, not a curated record. The transcript is spliced from 6 exons. Gene Ontology annotation, cellular component: EMC complex. NCBI's taxonomy places the organism in Eukaryota, Metazoa, Arthropoda, Insecta, Diptera, Ceratopogonidae. Gene Ontology annotation, biological process: protein folding in endoplasmic reticulum.